ACUCCUGCUUUGUUCAACUGCUUCAGAUCGACACUGCUGCCCGCCUGGAUGCUUCUAGUAACAUCAAAGAAGAGGAAAGCUGUCACGGAGUAUUUAUCCUCUCGCAGUCCCACCCGUUUGCACGGCAUUGGCUAAUCCUUAGAGGCGAGAACCGCUUUGUGGCCCACUUUCCAGCUAUGGCCGCGCCCUCUUCCGCUAACGCAAGAAUCACGCUGGGGCAUAAAGCGAGGGGGUGGCGAGAGGCGGGCGCCUGUUGCUUGCGCACCCAAGGUGGGGCUACAUCGCUGGUUGCAGGCAUGGCAGGAAAAGCCCACAGACUAAGCGGUGAAGAGAGAGAACAGUUGCUGCCAAAUCUCAGAGCUGUGGGAUGGAAUGAGGUGGAAGGCAGAGAUGCCAUUUACAAAGAGUUCCAUUUCAAGGACUUCAAUCGAGCUUUUGGAUUCAUGACCAGAGUAGCUCUCCAGGCAGAGAAACUGGACCAUCACCCUGAAUGGUUCAAUGUUUACAACAAGGUUCAUAUAACCUUAAGUACCCAUGAGUGUGCAGGCUUAUCUGAACGGGACAUUAACCUGGCCAGUUAUAUAGAGCAAGUUGCAGGUUCUCUGUCUUAACUACAAAUCCAUGAGCUUGAAUCGAGGAGCCCCCCCCCACACACACACACGCCCUCUCUUGUGUCUGAAGAGCAUCUUGCCAAAUGGACUGUCUGAACAAAUGAUGUUGAUCUAAACAUUUGUUAACCCAGUAUCAGUAUUGUUGUUUCUUCUCAGCUAUAAAACUCACCCUUGACUAUACCCACCACAGUUGCCUUGGUUAAGGAAUCCAUACUGAACGGUUUUGCCCAAGCUUUUACAUUUUUUACCUUUGAAAAAACAUCUUGUGUGAAGUAAUUAUGUAACAACAUUGUAGUCUGUAGUUGUUCAAGCGAUGUUACAUCAGCACCCAGUCAAGGGAACAGUUGCAGAGUUACAUAAAUAAAAGCUAAAGACACAG
Messenger RNA from Heteronotia binoei (common prickly gecko), 990 nucleotides. It is a transcript of the gene PCBD1, whose product is annotated as pterin-4 alpha-carbinolamine dehydratase 1. The transcript is spliced from 4 exons. The record is from RefSeq and is a predicted model, not a curated record. Bases 177 to 611 code for a protein of 144 amino acids. Gene Ontology annotation, biological process: tetrahydrobiopterin biosynthetic process. NCBI's taxonomy places the organism in Eukaryota, Metazoa, Chordata, Lepidosauria, Squamata, Gekkonidae. Gene Ontology annotation, molecular function: 4-alpha-hydroxytetrahydrobiopterin dehydratase activity.